AUGUCCGCGAGCGCCGCGCUCACGGUGGUGAACGCGAACGGGCGUUCGGUGUACGAGCGAGAGCUCGGGUCGAGCGCGGACAGCGUGGACACAGACGCGCACGUCAGGGAACUCAUCGGACGAGCGGCGUUGGAUUUCGCGGACGCGCGAUCUUGGGAAUCGUCGGCGACGUACCUGCGAUUGGUGGAUCGGUUCAACGACGCGGACGCGCACGGGUAUCGCACGAGCGGUGGCGGACGGUUCGUGCUCACACUUCGCGGACGGCUGCGCGGAAACGCCGGGGAUGAGACGAUCAGACAGUUUUUUACCGACGCACACGAGGCGUACGCGAUCGCGAAGAUGAAUCCGAUGCGCGACGAGGACGAGGAUUUGGGCGAAGCGUUCGAUCGAGCGGUGCGGGAGAGUUUCCGGAGACGAUUGGCGCCGCUCUUUCCGUUCGCGCGAACCGACGAGUGA
Ostreococcus tauri is the source of this 456-nucleotide messenger RNA. RefSeq names its product Longin-like domain. The coding region runs from base 1 to 456 and encodes 151 amino acids. The record is from RefSeq and is a predicted model, not a curated record. The transcript is spliced from 2 exons. Gene Ontology annotation, cellular component: cytoplasm; nucleus; TRAPP complex. Gene Ontology annotation, biological process: endoplasmic reticulum to Golgi vesicle-mediated transport. Lineage: Eukaryota; Viridiplantae; Chlorophyta; Mamiellophyceae; Mamiellales; Bathycoccaceae.